AUGGCAUCCGCUCAAGGCAAGACUGUUCUCGUUACCGGCGCCGCCGGUGGUCUCGGCAAGGUGAUUGCUGAGACCUUCCUCGCCGCUGGUGCCAACGUUGUCAUCUGCGAUGUCAACGAGCAGCGUAUCUCGACUGUUGAGGAGGAGUGGACCAAGACCUACGCCGACCGCUUCCUCACCAAGCAAACCGACGUGUCCAACGAGGCUGCCGUCCAGGAGCUCGUCGACGCUUCCGUCGCCAAGUUCGGCCGCCUCGACGUCCUCGUCAACAACGCCGCCAUCAUGGACGACUUCUCUCCAGCUGGCGACUGCUCUAAGGAGCUCUGGGACCGCGUCCUGGGCAUCAACCUCACUGGCCCCUUCCUCACCACCAAGGCGGCCGUGAAGCAGUUCGAGAAGCAGGGGCAACCUGGUGGCGUCAUCGUCAACAUCGGCUCCAACGCCGGCUACAUGGGCUUCGAGGCCGGCGUCGCCUACACCGCUUCCAAGCACGGCGUCAUGGCGCUGACCAAGAACACGGCCGGCUUCUACGCCGACAAGGGCAUCUACUGCAUGGCUCUGCUGUUGGGCGGCCUGGCCGGCACCAACAUUGUCGAUUCCUUUGCCAAGGGCAUGCACAUGGAGAUGUACCAGAAGGUCAUGGCUAGCGGCUCGCCAUUUGUGCCCGGCAAGAACGAUACCCCUCUGGAAUCCAUUGCCAAGUACUGCCUGUUCCUGUCGCAGAGCGAUAUUGCGCCCGUGUCGAACGGUUCUUGCAUCGUUUUCAACAGGAAUUGGCCUGUGGCGUAA
This is a messenger RNA of Sordaria macrospora k-hell, 789 nucleotides long. RefSeq lists its product as uncharacterized. Gene Ontology annotation, molecular function: oxidoreductase activity. The record is from RefSeq and is a predicted model, not a curated record. NCBI's taxonomy places the organism in Eukaryota, Fungi, Ascomycota, Sordariomycetes, Sordariales, Sordariaceae.